AAUUUUUUGGAGGCAAGAUGAGAGAUAAAUCAAAUUAAAACUGUUGAGUUCGAUAGAGUAAUCAAUGCUGUAUCCAAGCAUAUAAAAAUAAAAAUUCUCGGCCGUUUUACUGAAAUACAGUAAAUCGAAGAAAACGGUCAAAAAUAACGUAAUCAAGCUGUAGUCUAUGGGCGCUGAAGAAUCGUUUGGCAAAAGCCUUUUCAUUUUUGUUCGUAAACGACUUUGAGAAUUGGCUUUUGAGAAAGAUCUCUAAGAUUAAGAAAGAUAUUCCAUAAAUACUAGCAUGAUCGCGAAAUUAUUCUUAUUCGUCCCACACCACUCCACUUGUUAAUAAUGAAACUUAUAUUUUCGUUAUUUUUUAAAAAAUUAGACAUUUUUUACCGAAUGGUUCUUUUAUUAUUGAUUAUCCACGAUGUCCACAAUGUUCUUAUCCAAUUGUGCGUGUAAAACGAUAUGUAUCACUUAUAAAACGUAUACAUUUGUUAAUACGUACAGCAUUACCGUCUUUUGAAUCGACGACAAUCACUGAUCGAUUAAUUAUUCGACAUAAUAUUAACAAAAUUGAAUAUUUACCAAUUGGUAUUAGAGUAUUAUCAAAAGUUAUUUAUUAUAAUCAAAGACGAAAAAUUUAUUAUUAUCAAUUUCUUCAUAUGUGUACACUCUAUAACACAUUACCUGAUAAUGUUAAACAAGAAGCUAAUAAAUGUUUAAAAAGUUUAUUUAGUAUUAUUAAACGAAAAAAAAGUGUAUGGUUAACAAAACAACAAUGGUUAGAUUUAGAAAGUGAAUAUAAUCGUUUAUUAUUUUUAUCACAAUUAAAAGAUAUCAGAUAUUUAGCUAAAAAUGAUACAAUUAAUGUAUUAUCAGCAAUAAUUGAAACUCAAGGUAUUCAAUUUGAUAAAGAUGAUUGUCAAACAUGUAUUGAAUUAUUACAUAAUAAUAAUUUAAUGAGUAGUACAAAAUUAGAAUGGACAUCAUUAUUUAUAUAUUGUAAAACAAUGGAUGAUUUUGAAAAAGAUAGACAAAUAUGUGAUCAAAAAUGGAUUAUUUGUGCAAACGGUAAGAUGGUGAAAAUUCAAAGUGCGAGUAACUUUUUUGUCCCAUUUAUUUGUACAUGGUUGGAUAGAGUGCAUCAAGUUGAGUAAGAAAAAGUGGUUUUGAAUUUUUAAAAUAAUUUUUUAAGAAAGAGAAACUGAACAAUUUCGAAAAACUCUUCCAUUUCAAGAACGGUCAAACUUUUUUCUGUUUUUUCUUUGAACUUCUCGAAAGUAUUUUUUGUAUGGACGGUUUCCAGUUCCUAAACAAAUUUGGAAACCUAUUUAGAUUUUUGUGUGAAGAGAUGAAGCCGAUUUUUGUACUCCAUUAGACCAACCAUUGAACGAGCGGUAAUAAAACUACGUAUUGCUGUUUUUUCUAAGUUCCUUUUUCACUGAGAAAAUUCAUUUUUUCUAUAUCAGGAGGGAAAAAUCGAAAUUCUGCCGGUAGAUUUCAGUUUUCUGAAAAAUACCAUAAUCUGAAUCACCGUCAAAAACUUAGGCGAUUGAUGUCCGUUUUUUAUUCUUUUCGAACACCGUCAUUUUUUUUAAUUUUCACGUUGAAAAUUAAUAAGAAUUUCAUCGAAAACUGAAAAUGAACGAAAACUUUCGACAUAUAUGUCUUCAACUUCGAAUAGGAUAUUUUUGUUGCAUAUGGAAGCGAUACGUAAUUUUACAGCUGGUCCAAUGGCGGUUCUAAUAGAGCACGGAAAUCGGCUUCAUCUCUUCACACAAAAGGUAGAUAGGUUUGCAAAUUUGUUUCAGAACUUUUUACAGGCGGAGUCAAGAUGUCAAUACUGGACAGAUCUUUGACUUCAACGGAGGCUAAGCAUCAUUCUCACACUCAGUCUUUGAAGCUGAAUUUGAAGAAAAAACUUUCGAAAAGUUCGAAGAACGAAAACGAAAAUAGUUUAACCCUUCUUGAAACUAGAGAGUUUUUCGAAAUUUUAGACUUCGAAACUGUUCACUUUUCCUUCCUUAAAAAAUUAUUUUAAACAUUCACAACCACCUUUUCUUACUCAGUUUGAUACGCUCUACCCAAUCAUGUAUAAAUAAAUGGGGAAGAAAAUCUUACUCGCACUUUGAACUUCCGACACCUUAUAAAGAAGAUGUCUAUCAAUAUUAUGUAUAGAUACGGAAUAUCAGAAUGUUCCAGUUGUACCAAUCGAUUUCAUGUUCCAACCUAGCUACUGAGAGAUCCGUCGAUUUCUCGAAAAUCCGUGAAGUACGGAUGUUGUAAUUUAUUUACAAGUUCAGAAAACUCCCGAUAUUUUUAGUGUUUAUGUCAAAUGAUGGCUAAAAGGCUAGACUGAUCUAAUAUUCGAUUAUCACAGAAAAUUCAUAGAAAAUUUAAUGGAAAACAUUUUUUUGCGUAAUUUGAUCUAAUCCCGAGAGUCAUAAACAUCUAUUGUCCUCAGAAAAGCAUAAAUUAUUUUUAAAGCAAAAAAGGACAAAAAUGGUGAGUUUUCAAAAACAAAGUCCCUUUUUAAGCGACAUAAUGUUCUUUCUUUUAGCUUUUCGGUUGGUAAAAUACUUUUCUAAAACGUUUUUUCCGGCGAUUUUAUACUAUUCAUUAAGGAACACUUGUAUAUUCUUGACUUCAAAUUUGGUUUCUGUUUUAUUUUUAUUUUUUCUUCUUGAAUAGGUAAACUUCUAAUCUGGAGUGCAAAAUCAUCAUCAGAAAUAGAUCAAUUGACAUGUGUCGAAUGUACAAAUAAAGAAAGUAAUCAGUUUAUUAUAACGUGUGAUAUUAGUACGGUCUGUGUAAAAUAAAAUAAUAGGGAUAAUCAUCUUUCGACAGAACAUAAAAUAUAGUAAACUAAUUUUUUCUGCUGGACCAAAUUUCUACAGAUCGAUCUUCAUGAUAAGAACAGUAAGUAUCGUUUUCUCCCUGAAGAUCGAUUAGCAUAAAGUGGGGUCUAGCAGGUAGGAUUUAGGAAAUUAAAUUUGCUACAUUUUCCUCUCGUGUCUCAAUUUUAAGAAAUUCAUCAUUCAUAGUAAAUUGUCGAAAAUACCACCUUUUGGGCUAAUUUUUCACAGUUUCAACCAUGAAGGAAGAAUAUCUUAAAAUUGAGACACGAGAGGAAAAUGUA
Messenger RNA from Didymodactylos carnosus, 3127 nucleotides. Lineage: Eukaryota; Metazoa; Rotifera; Eurotatoria; Philodinida; Philodinidae. The record is from the annotation of a GenBank genome assembly.